This is a messenger RNA of Giardia duodenalis, 585 nucleotides long. RefSeq names its product Transmembrane emp24 domain-containing protein. The transcript has a single exon. Gene Ontology annotation, biological process: intracellular protein transport; endoplasmic reticulum to Golgi vesicle-mediated transport; Golgi organization. Gene Ontology annotation, cellular component: endoplasmic reticulum-Golgi intermediate compartment; COPII-coated ER to Golgi transport vesicle; Golgi apparatus. NCBI's taxonomy places the organism in Eukaryota, Fornicata, Diplomonadida, Hexamitidae. The record is from RefSeq and is a predicted model, not a curated record. Bases 1 to 585 code for a protein of 194 amino acids.
AUGUUCCUUUUAUCCAUUCUCUGGCUUCCUGCAGUGGUCUAUUCCGUUGAAACGACGAUAACUCAGGGAGAGAGGCUCUGCUUUGUAGAGGAGCUCCCGACUGGUGUGAAGCUUCAGGGCUCGUAUGGAGCGAAGAGCCCAGUGGAGUUUCCUGUUUCAGUGACUAUCUUGUCGCCAAACGGAACACUGUAUCGAUCCGACGAUAUCCCAGAAGAAGCCCGCUUCUCUUUUUCUGUGACAACGAGUGGCACAUAUCAACUCUGCUUUAUAGGCCAAGUCCGGCGCGAAGGACAGAGGUCUCGGUAUAUAUCGAUUAACCUUGACGUAGGGUCUGUCUUUGGAUCAUCUUCGACAUCUGAUGUUGAUGCAAACAAGCUCCCCCUCAUAGAGUCUAUCGUUUCAGAUAUGAAGGAGGUCAAAGAGGACUUUUCUUACAUGAAGCACCGAGAGUUGUUUCUCCGUGCUCGGAUCAAGAGACUUGCCACAUCCGUCAUGAUGGUGUCUACCCUUUGCGUUCUAGUUAGCUGGGCUGGUAUGAUUUUGAUAGGUCAAUGGACGCGUAUAAGUGUCAGGAAGCACAUGUGA